CCCUUGCAUUUCAGGCACAAGGAAAACCAUGUUAAUUAUAUGAAAGACCUCAUCCCAAGUUGCACCCGCAACCUAGGAACAUCGUACACAAACGACAGACGCAUAAUAUCAAGGCCACGAAGAGAAUGAUCAUAAUUAAUACAUGAUAAUCUAAUCAAUCUCCUAAUUCCAAAUGCCAGUCAUAUCACACACUCAAACCAACACGUACGUGUACGUUGUCACAGUGGUUGCUUGCAGAUAUAUAUAUAUACACACACUCACACACAUAUAAUAUAGGUGUAUGAAUGUGUGUAUGAAGGAAAAGGUGACAGAAACGCAAGUGAUGAUCUGAUCAGAGAGCCCCAUCAACAUGCCCCAAGUAGGAAGAGUUGUUUGGGCCUACGGCUUUGCACAUUUAUUAUAAAUGCCAUCGAACUCUUAUCUCUCGAUCGCCAUUAAUGUCAUCGCAAUAAACCCAUCACUAUAAUCCGGUCGCUGACCCUUUAAGAACAACAACCUUUUCUCCUCCAGUAAGAAGUUGAAGGUCGAAGAAGCAGAAUUAGAAGAAGAUGAAGAUGAAGAAGGGGUUUUCAUUAUCGGGAAUGUUCUCUUCUUUCGUCCACCCACAGCUUCAUCCUCUCGUGGCGAAAAUGAGUCUCUUCGACGCCUUCCUCUUUUAUAUAAUACACUUGGUGGACAAGCUCGAGGUAUGGCACAGGUUGCCUGUGUUAUUGGGGCUAGCUUAUUUGGGCAUCAGGAGGCACCUGCACCAACGGUACAAUCUCUUGCACGUCGGAGAGAUCACCGGAAAAGAUUAUGACACCAAGGAGUUUGCCUAUCGGACAGCGGAUGGAUCGUGCAACCACCCCAACGACCACCUGAUUGGGAGCCAAGGGACAUUUUUUGGCCGUAACAUGCGCCCAUCAACAACCCAAUAUGGGCUGCUUGAUCCCAACCCGAUUCUGGUGGCUUCAAAGCUACUCGCUAGGAAAAAGUUCAUCGACAAUGGGCUGCAAUUCAACAUGAUUGCUUGCUCUUGGAUCCAAUUCAUGAUUCAUGAAUGGGUUGAUCAUAUGGAGGACACCCGACAGGUAGAAAUGCGAGCACCCAAAGAGAUCGCAAACGGGUGUCCAUUGAAGUCGUUCAGAUUUUUCCGGACAAAGCAAGUCCCUGCCGGGUCAUCUGAUGCGAAGACUGGUUCUCUGAAUAUCCGGACUCCAUGGUGGGAUGGGAGCGUGAUUUACGGAAAUGACGAAGAAGGAAUGAGAAGGGUUAGGACAUUCAAGGACGGAAAGCUGAAAAUUUCAGGAGACGGGCUUCUCGAACACAACGAGAAGGGAGUUCCUAUUUCUGGCGAUGUCAGGAAUAGCUGGGCAGGAUUUUCGUUCCUUCAAGCCCUGUUCGUUAAGGAACACAAUUCCAUAUGUGACAUGCUGAAAGAAAAUUACUCCGAUUUUGACGAUGAGAAGCUCUACCGCUUCGCGAGACUGGUGACGUCAGCUGUAAUAGCCAAAAUCCACACUAUCGAUUGGACGGUAGAACUCCUGAAGACUGAUACUCUUCAAGCAGGAAUGAGAAUAAACUGGUACGGAUUCCUCGGGAAGAAAAUUAAGGAUAUGUUCGGGCCUAUCCUAGGCCCCAUACUAAGCGGGCUAGUGGGUCUCAGGAAGCCGCGAGAUCACGGAGUCCCAUAUUCCCUCACGGAAGAGUUUGUAAGUGUCUACAGAAUGCACUCAUUGCUUCCUGAUAAACUCAUCCUCAGGGACAUCGAGGCUAAAACAGGAGAGCAAAAAUGCCCGCCCAUAGAAGAAGAGGUGCCUAUGGAGGAAAUGGUAGGAAAAGAAGGGGAGAGGAGACUUUCAAAGAUUGGAAUGGAGAAGAUGAUGGUGUCGAUGGGUCAUCAAUCAUGUGGAGCACUGAGUUUGUGGAAUUACCCCACUUGGAUGAGGAAACUCAUUCCUCAAGAUGUGAAUGGUGAAGACAGAUCGGAUCCAGUCGAUAUGGCCGCCCUUGACAUUUAUAGAGACCGCGAGAGAGGGGUUGCUCGGUACAACGAGUUCAGGAGGAACUUGCUCAUGAUCCCGAUCAGCCACUGGGAAGAUCUAACCGAUGAUGAGGAAGUCAUCAGAGCCUUGCAAGAAGUGUACGGAGAUGAUGUGGAGAAGCUCGAUCUCUUAGUUGGCUUACAGGCAGAGAAGAAGAUCAAGGGAUUUGCUAUAAGCGAAACGGCUUUCUUCAUCUUCCUACUCAUAGCAUCACGGAGACUAGAAGCGGACAGGUUCUUCACGACGAAUUUUAAUGCUCACACAUACACAGAGAAAGGCAUGGAAUGGGUCAACAAGACAGAAACCUUAAAGGAUGUCCUUGAUCGGCAUUUUCCAGAUAUGACCCGGAAAUGGAUGAAAUGCUCAAGUGCAUUCUCCGUUUGGGACUCACCCCCGAAUCGAACCACCUACAUUCCCCUUUAUCUCCGACGCGCUCCUUAGAGAGUGCAAAAGGAUCUAAAAUUAACAGUGAAUUCGUUUGUACCCUCCGAUGUAUCAUCGAUACGGGAAAGAAGCAUAUAACUUUGAGUCAAUAAGAUAUACAUGUGCAGACAAUAAACACUGAGAUCGUUCAUGAUUGCCUACAUAUUUCUCGAAUCUAGACCGUUGGAGUUAACUCA
This is a messenger RNA of Punica granatum (pomegranate), 2644 nucleotides long. Lineage: Eukaryota; Viridiplantae; Streptophyta; Magnoliopsida; Myrtales; Lythraceae. The record is from RefSeq and is a predicted model, not a curated record.